This is a messenger RNA of Diaporthe amygdali, 306 nucleotides long. RefSeq lists its product as uncharacterized. The coding region runs from base 1 to 306 and encodes 101 amino acids. The transcript is spliced from 2 exons. The record is from RefSeq and is a predicted model, not a curated record. Lineage: Eukaryota; Fungi; Ascomycota; Sordariomycetes; Diaporthales; Diaporthaceae.
AUGUCGGUGGCGGCAGGGCGUGGACCUCCCAUUCGUAAGCCGCCAAAGAAGAAAUCGGAAGGCUCCGUCGAUCGAGUCCCAUCCGAGGCAGUAUCCAGAGACCCCGUGCACCACUCGUCAUUUACGUCCCGGGCAGGCCGCCCCGAGGAGGUAGACGGCCACGCGCCACUGUCGUCGGACCAGAUGACUUCCGCAGACCAGGCAAGAGCUUUCCCUUCCUGCGCGGCCACGGUGGAAUGUUGUGCACCCAUUAUGAAAUCGACCUCCCUGAGUUUGGUCCAGCCAGAAUCCGCUGUCGCCGAGUGA